GCGGGAAUUUUGUAAACAAAAAAAUAAUAAAUAACAGCUGACAUGGAUUCAUUUGAAAUAGAUGUUUUCAAGAAAAGUAUUGAGACUGUAAUUACGUCUGAAAAUGGAGAGUGUGUUGUCCAAGAUGUCAUGCUAACUUACAUAAAAAAUAAUUCAUCAGAUUUCCCAAAUCUCAGAAUUUUGAAAGAUUUGCUUCCAAUUCAUUUUCCCGUCAUUGUUGCGCACAAGCCUUUCAAUAAAAAUCCUGUCAAACCAGAACAGAGUACUUUCUUUGAAGACACUAUCUACAAAGAGAAACCUACGAAAAAGCCAUCUUAUGGUGAUGUAGAAGGGUCACCUCUUAAACUCCAAACAUAUGCAGAUUUUUCAGCCUUUGAUGUCAGUUCUUUUGACUGUACCACACCGAAGUCUGAUGUCACCAUAGACCCUGAAGACUUGAAGUUUGGAAUUCCCUUAAAAGUAGCUAGGAAGUUGACGAAUAUUUUUAAUAGGGUAGUAAGUUCUUCAAUCCAGAAUGUACCGUCAUCAAAUUGCAGCCUAUAUCAUGCUUUUCUUUGUUUUUGUGACGGCAGUGACAGAAAGAGAACUGGAUGUGUAUACACUCAAAAAUUGUAUUCUGAAAACAAGGAAUAUAUUGGACUAAAAUCAUCCAUUAUCAAGAUAGUUGAUCCAGUUCAGAAUAAUGCACACCUGCCAAGUUUGAAGAAAGAUGAUUUUUCCAGAUGUCAAGUUACAUGCAAAGCUACAUAUGACAUUUUAAAUGAUACAAGAGAGGAAAAUCAGCUUGAUAUUAAAGACAAUUACAGAUACAGAGGAUCAUUGAUGUUGGAUGUAUCCUGGUCAAGAUUAGUCCCCAAUCUUGAUUUGUUGCAACCACCACCACCAGAGGCCACAACCACAAUUAAAGCCAAUGUAAUACCUGGAAGUAUGAAAAGUGCAGCUCAUUCACUUUACCAAGAAUUGUCUGUGUUAAGAAAUCUUAUAGAAGGUUUACAGUCCUCACAGAUCACCUGGAUUCCAGAGGAAGAGAGAAAGGUUCAUAUAAUGAAAUCUAUUAAGGAGUUAUUUGAUAAAUUGAAACAAGGAGAUGCUUAUUCGAAAGAAUCAGACAAACAGUCUACCAACACUGACAGUGAUCUAACUGAAGUUACCAGUAAGUUUGUACUGAAUGAAAGAGAUAAUUUUGACUUUACAGAUUACCUAUGGAAGAUACUCUCCAACUGCACAUCAUAUCAAGAGCUCAUUGAUCCCUUUAGGUAUAUAUUUACAGCAUUAAGUAACGGAGAAUUACAACCCAUGGUACAUAGAGGUAACAACACUAUGGUAGCUCAACUGGUGCGUGAUUCAUUCUCAGGAAAGUUACGUAUCCCAAACCUGGCUGGGCUAUAUCCUGUAGAGCUUCUUGUAGAAAUAGGAAUUGAAAAGUUACGACAGGAUUACACUUAUGCGUUCUUGUCCAAGGAUCUGGCUACCCGUGAAAAUCUAGAGCCAUUUUUAAAAUCGGACAGUGAUUUCAGUACACAGCUUGUCCAGCUUGAGAAGAUGCACUCUGUCAUUGAAAUGAUUGCAAUGUUUCAGUUCUUUUUACAGAUCCCUCUUUCAAGUCUCAGUGCCAUAGCAAGAGAAAUGAUUCACUAUUAUGAAAGGAAUCAAAUUUCGAAUCAACAUAUUUUCAAAUUCAUUGUUCCUACAAUUUCUGUUAUCAAAGAUCUUGAAGGUUGCCCACCGUCAACCUGGCAGCUUGCAUCAACGAAGCUAGUAGAAAACAUGAAAGAAACAAUGACCUAUUUACUGACCUCAGACCCACCUUUCAAACAUUUACCUGUAAAUGACACAAAUAUGAAUAUGAAAGAAGAUGUGAAUGAAAAUGACACAAAAAUUGAUGAUACAGUUUGUGCUGAGAAAAUGAAAAGACCUUACUUCCUGGUGAACAAAUUAGAAUGUGUCAGUGUGUUGAUUUAACUUUACAAUACAUAAUAUUUUUAUAAUUAGACUAUUUUUAUUCUGGGAUGUAUAUUACUAUGUAUAUUUAUUUAUUAUAGCUACAUUUCAUUGUAGUUGUAUUUAAGGCAAACAGGGGUCAUAUUUAUAGAAGUAUAAAAAAAGAUAACUUCUUAAACUAAACAUAAUUAAACAGGACAUACACUGAAUGUAAGCAUGCACCUCUCAUUUUAACUUUUUUCAUAAAAUUUACUCCAACAAGUGAAAAAACAUAAAAGCCUAGAACUUAACCUUCUGCUGUUUUAAUCUAAAAUCAAAGUUCAAUCUGUUGGGUUUAUACAACACGCAUAAUAAUGAUAUGAGCAAGUAGAUGUUGUGCAGGUACAUAACAUCAUCGAACAUUAAUUAGGGAAAGGCACAUAAUACUUUUCAGAGAUCACUCCCUUGGUAAGAAUAGCAUCAAGUUCAUUUGUAUCCAAAAAAUAAUUGGAAUAUAGAAUAUUUCUUUGAAAUUAAAUGAUUUUAAUUAGCCUGACAAAGUAGAAAUUGUUAAGAUAAAUUGUAAGAAAACAUUCAGUGAAAAUUAAGAUAUUGGCUUCUUUCUUCUACAGUCAACUGAUAGUACAAUGUAUAAAGUUUACAAUCCAAAUGGGAAACAAGUAAUGAUGAUAUGAUCAAUGGAGUAUGUACAUGUAUGUAAUGUACACUUGAUUUUUUUAUUCCCUCGUCGUAGGCAACGGGGGCAUUAAGUAUUACUCUUGACCUUCCGUUGGUCCCAUUAUGUUUCCGCACUCUAACUUAACAUUUCCUCAUCCAAAUUUUAUGAAACUCAUACACAAUGCUAAGAACCAAAAACUCGCAGACAGAGUGUAAAUUUGGGCAGUGAGUCACUUACCGUUCUACAGUUAUGGCCCUUUAUAACUUAGAAAAUUGCAAUUUUUUCGUUUCCGCACUCUUACUUCUGUUUUCCUCAUCCAAAUUUUAUGAAACUCAUACACAUUGCUAAGAACCACAACCCACAGACAGAGUUUAGAUUUUACAGUAUGUCAUUUACCGUUCUAGAGUUAUGCCCCUUUAUAACUUAGAAGUUUGUCUCAUCCAAAUUUUAUGAAUCUCAUACACAAUGCUAAGAACCACAGCACGUAGACAGAGUUCAAAUUUGGGCAGUGGGUCGUUUAACGUUCUAGAUUUAAGCCCAUAAUCAUGUCCGACACAUUCUUCUUUUUUUUUCCAUUUAAAUUAGCAGCUUGUAAUCACUACAUUUUUGAGGUGGUAAAAGAUAUUCACUUCAAAAGAAAAAUCGUCACAUUUUCAUUAUUGUUCAGAGUUUUCAGCCUUCAUUUGAAGAGUCUAUUUUUGUCCAUUCUUCAAAAAUCGCAAUAAUAAAUGCACACACUAUAUAUAUUAUUAUUUGAUCAAAACAUGUUCACGAGACUGCCUAUUGGACUGACAGACUAGAAUACAGUAUGCCUCCUAUUAUCCUAUGCAGAUGGUAAAUAUAUUCAAUCAGCUGAUUAAAAGAAAUAAAAGAGAUAAAUUUAACUAAGAAUUUUUCAUCUGUUUGUAUAAGAUAUUUAUUUCAACUUGUUAUUCUAAACUGAAAUGCUAUCUAUAUAUAAGGGUCUGGAUGGGGGGUCCUUCAAUUCUUUUUUCUUUAAUCUUUUAGACCAUUUUUCUCUAUUCUUUAUAUCUCAGCACCCCAUUAUUUUCUAUUCUUUAUUUAUUUGGCAUAUUUUUCUCUAUUUUUUAAAUUUGUUGCCCUUUAUUCUGUACUUUUUACCCAUUAUUCUCUAUUAUUUAAACCCCACCCUGACCCUCAUAUAUGGUGUAAUCCUGCUACUUAACAUAACAUGAUAUCCUGCCACAUUGUUCUUUUACAUAAGAUCCUUUUUAUUAGCUCACCUGUCCCAAAGGGCCAAGUGAGCUUUUCUCAUCACUUGGCGUCCCUCGUUGUUGUCGUCCGUCGUCGUUAACUUUUACAAAAAUCUUCUACUCUUAAACUACUUGGCCACAAUCAUCAUUGGGGUAUCUAGUUUAAAAAAUGUGUCCGGUGACCCGGCCAACCAACCAAGAUGGCCACUAUGGUUAAAAAUAGAACAUACAUUGUAGGGGUAAAAUGUAGAUUUUGGCUUAUAUCUCUGAAACCAAAGCAUUUAGAGCAAAUCUGACAUGGUAAAAUUGUUUAUCAGGUCAAGAUCUAUCUGCCCUGAAAUUUUCAGAUGAAUCUGACAACCUGUUGUUGGGUUGCUGCCCCUGAAUUGGUAAUUUUAAGGAAAUUUUGCCGUUUUUGGUUAUUAUCUUGAAGAUUAUUAUAGAUAGAGAUAAACUGUAAACAGCAAUAAUGUUCAGCAAAGUAAGAUCUACAAAUGAGUCAACAUGACCAAAAUGGUCAGUUGACCCCUUAAGGAGUUAUUGCCCUUUAUAGUCAAUUUUUAACCAUUUUUCAUAAAUUUUUGUGGUCUUUUACAAAAAUCUUCUCCUCUGAAACUACUAAGACAAAUUUAACCAAACUUGUCCACAAUCAUCAUUGGGGUAUCUAGUUUAAUAAAUGUGUUCGAUGACCCCGCCCGCGAACCAAGAUGGCGGACAUGGCUAAAAAAUAAUACAUAGGGUAAAAUGUUUUUGGCUCAUAUCUCUGAAACCAAAGCAUUUAGAGCAAAUCUGACAAGGACAAAAUUGUUCAUUAGGUCAAGAUCUAUCUGCCCUGAAAUUUUCAGACCAAUCAGGCAACACGUUGGGUUGCUGCCCCUGAAUUGGUAAUUUUAAGAAAAUUUUGCAGCUUUUGGUUAUUAUCUUGAAUAUUAUUAUAGAUAGAGAUAAACUGUAAACAGCAAUAAUAUACAGCAAAGUAAGAUUUACAAAUAAGUCAACAUGACCAAAAUUGUCAAUUGACCCCUUAAGGAGUUAUUGCCCUUUAUAGUCAAUUUUUUACAAUUUUCAUAAAUGUUGUAAAUUUUUGUAAAUUUUUACAAAAUAUUUUCCACUGUAACUACUGGGCCAAGUUCAUUAUAGAUAGAGAUAAUUGUAAGCAGCAAGAAU
Molecule: messenger RNA, 4980 nt
Organism: Mytilus californianus (California mussel)
Lineage: Eukaryota; Metazoa; Mollusca; Bivalvia; Mytilida; Mytilidae
Product: protein zwilch homolog
Exons: 2
Coding region: 43-1962 (639 amino acids)
Biological process (GO): mitotic spindle assembly checkpoint signaling; protein localization to kinetochore
Cellular component (GO): RZZ complex
Source: RefSeq, a predicted model, not a curated record